GGAGAGAGAAACUUAUUACUCCCCCACGCGGCUCUGCCCAUCCCAAAUCUGCACACCCUCAUCCCUGUGUCUCAACCGCCUUCAUAAAUUUCACAACAUUCUCGGCUUCUCUCUCUGUUCAUGAUUUCUGGGCAUCUUUUCUAUCGCGUCACUGGAACGACGAUUUCUUCAACACUAUCUUGGAGAAGAAUGUUCUUCUUCCGUAUCCUCGAGUUGUAGAAUUUGCAGGGGGUUGUGAGCCUGAAUUGAAUAGGAAUUGAAAUGGAUGAUGAAAUAUUCUCGGGAAUUGCAAAUGGAACCCGUAUAGACAGCAAAGUUCUGCAGACAUUUCAAAAGAGUUUUGUACAAGUUCAAAACAUACUAGACCAAAACAGACUUUUAAUCAAUGAGAUCAACCAAAACCACGAGUCUAAGAUCCCGGAUAACUUGACCCGAAACGUGGGUCUUAUUAGAGAGCUCAACAACAAUAUUAGAAGGGUGGUUGAUCUCUAUGCCGAUCUCUCUGAUUCUUUGACCAAAUCCAGGGAGGCUUCCUCUGAAGGCGAAUCUGCUUCAACUGUGAAAUCAGAUGGAAGAGGUGGUGCAAAAAGAAUAAGGUCUAGCUGAUUGGUUGAUUGAUCAUACUUGCUUAGUUGGGUUAUUCCUACAUUGUUCCCAAACAAAACUGAAAAAAACUUCCGUUCACACUGUUCAUCACAUGUUGUGUAAAAAACUCAGUUUUGGUUGAUGUUCUAAAUACCUUGACUUUUUACCAGUCCCAUUCCUUUGUUGGAAAAUAAUAGCUCUUAUAAAUAACUGGGCUAUUCUUGUGAGUUAUUUUUUCUUUAAAUGCUAAAUGGAUUUCAUCUUCUGUGCUUUCCUGCC
Cuscuta europaea is the source of this 864-nucleotide messenger RNA. The record is from the annotation of a GenBank genome assembly. Lineage: Eukaryota; Viridiplantae; Streptophyta; Magnoliopsida; Solanales; Convolvulaceae.